This is a messenger RNA of Merops nubicus (carmine bee-eater), 337 nucleotides long. Its product is annotated as glutamate receptor ionotropic, kainate 3-like. Gene Ontology annotation, biological process: synaptic transmission, glutamatergic; modulation of chemical synaptic transmission. Gene Ontology annotation, cellular component: kainate selective glutamate receptor complex; plasma membrane; presynaptic membrane. Lineage: Eukaryota; Metazoa; Chordata; Aves; Coraciiformes; Meropidae. Gene Ontology annotation, molecular function: kainate selective glutamate receptor activity; transmitter-gated monoatomic ion channel activity involved in regulation of postsynaptic membrane potential. The record is from RefSeq and is a predicted model, not a curated record. The transcript is spliced from 2 exons. The annotation marks the transcript as partial.
GUUCAGCCCAUAUGAGUGGUACGAUGCUCAUCCCUGCAACCCAGGAUCAGACAUCGUGGAGAACAACUUCACCCUUCUGAACAGCUUCUGGUUUGGGAUGGGAGCACUGAUGCAGCAAGGCUCUGAGCUGAUGCCCAAAGCACUCUCUACACGGAUCAUUGGUGGCAUAUGGUGGUUCUUCACCCUAAUUAUCAUCUCGUCCUACACGGCCAACCUUGCUGCCUUCCUGACAGUGGAGAGGAUGGAAUCCCCCAUCGACUCGGCAGAUGACUUGGCAAAGCAGACAAAAAUAGAGUAUGGGGCAGUGAAGGAUGGAGCUACUAUGACCUUCUUCAAG